Messenger RNA from Suhomyces tanzawaensis NRRL Y-17324, 1583 nucleotides. RefSeq lists its product as uncharacterized. The record is from RefSeq and is a predicted model, not a curated record. The transcript has 3 exons. Bases 126 to 1307 code for a protein of 393 amino acids. NCBI's taxonomy places the organism in Eukaryota, Fungi, Ascomycota, Pichiomycetes, Serinales, Debaryomycetaceae.
CAACCAUUCGUUUUUCUCACUAUUGUUUAUCUCGUCAUAUGAUAGACGCCCCACAUAUAUAAGUGCCACCCCAUCCAUCAGUGCCUCCAUCCGUCUAUGGCUCAGUGUCGUUGUGUCCCAUCAUAAUGGCUACCGUGACUACCACCAAGAAGAAGAAGCUCGUGUACAAGCAGGACCCCGACGGCGUGUUCCGGUUGAAGAAAGUCGACACCGACGAACCGCUGCCCCACCAGCCAGCACCAGCACCAGACUCCACUCCUGGCCUUUUGAACGAACUCUUGGACUGCUCGUACCAGAUCGUGCCGCCCCCAGCGGAAGCAGCACCAGCAAUUCCUGCAGUUCCUGCAGUUCCAGCACCAGCAGAAAUCACACCAGAGCCUGUCCACCACGCUCACCACUCCCACCACGUCCACCCCGUUCCUGAGCCAAUGGCAGUGCCCCUGGCCCCACAACCUGCUUCCGCCACUGAUCCAGGGGUAUCGUGGUACGAAUCGGGACCCGCGCACGACCGCAGGCGCAAGAAAUCAAAACUCAAGCAAAAACCAAAAUCAAGACCCACACUUCCUCCCCAGCCUCCCCUCGUUGUCCCCCGCGUUAACUGGAUGAGAAUGGCUGCGGACCACACCUCGGCGCAAGCGAAGCAAUUCCACCCUCCCAGCUUCGUGCUUGGCGCCACCACCGCGGGCGUGCUCUACGUGCUGCGGGCAGCACUCACACACUAUGCGUUGGUGGUGUUUGACAUCCUCAAGUUUGCCAUUUUGUGGGGCGUGUUGUUAGUCGUCAUCUGCUGGUGGACAGGCCUCAUCAAGCCUCAGGACACUGAGCGCAUUUCCGACGCUUUGACUCGUAUGAAGCUCAGAAUGGUUACCGAUGCCAUUCCCGCCGUUCCCAUUCCUCGUCCCCAGCCUGAACGCAGAAACACCCUCACCAAGGUCACACCAUUCAAAUUCCAGCCUAAGAACGAGAGGCACCAGAGCACUCCCGACCUCCACCAGCACGCCAAACCAGCGCAGCCCCAGCCCAAGCUCACACGUAUCCAUACUACAGGAUUGCGCACCUCGCCCCAGAAGACGUCUCCCGCAAAGGUUUCGCCUCGCAAGGCCCGUAACGGCUCCAUUGACACAUCUGCAUCCCACAAGAGAUUGCCUCCGUACCCCAAGGAGGCUGAGGAGUUGCCGUUUAUCAACGAGGUCAAGUUGGUCAGCGACCAGGCCUCAGAGUUCCUGCUGGAAGACGCGCACGCUCCUCCCGCGGUGGCUUCUCACGGAGCUCCUAAGAGACUGAACACCUAUUCAUCGAAGCAGUAGUUCUUAUCUCACAAGUGCUGUUAACGCCACUAUCUUUAUUAAUGACUUUGAACGCUAUAGAGUAGGUAAUUAGCGUGAGAUUCAUAAUUCAACGGAAGUCAGAGUAAAUACAACUGGACAAUUCAGUAUUUCGAGAUAAGUAUGAACAUCCUCAAACACCGAACAGUUUGAUAAGUUUCCUCUUUAUUCUGAAAAUUAUUGACAAAAUGAAAUAUUACGUUUGUAAAAAUCUGAUUACUCAAGAAGUGAGUUUUCUCUUUUAAUGGACCAUCAGAU